AUGUUACAAACUUCCAGUUUCCUUUCGAAUGUAGUCUCAACAGUACUGAUGCACCAUAUGUCAUGGGUAGCCAGCGUCGCUCCUCCAUUACACGCACCAACACAUCUGCAUGAAAAAAAUCCGCUUGUUGGUUCGGUAGGGUUGAUAAUUUUUAACGAUGAAGCCCCAUAUAUGCCGUAUAAUGCUCAAAUCGCUCAAUAUUUGGAGAUUAGUGGUAGUGUUGGAAGUGCACACCGUAUGGCUAAGACGGUUGUGAGCGGGAUCGAUUGCGAUCUCAUAGCGUCAAUUCUACAAGUGCUAUCGUAUUUCAUUCGCUGUUCGGCUAUACAUCAGAAAGAUGAUGAACAACGAUUCCGGUUGCCGAUUGCCCAGUCGUUCUCACCAUGCACGGCUACGACACCAGAAUCACUUGCUAGUCCACCCUCCGAAUGUCCACUUGAUGUGACAUUUAGUCCUAGUAAAGGUAUUGAAGAAGACGCUAUGUCAUCUUGUUCGUUGGAAUCAUUACCAUCCCUCACCGGUGGUCGUUCUCGACGUGAACGUCAUGCGUUCUCCUCCGUCGCCGACGAUUUUCCUUCAAUGCCACCCGCAGGUGGACUUGGUCGUUCACUGCUCGCAGGACCAUUUUCGGACUACUCACCACAUUUCGUGUUGUCGGGUUUGAUCGGAAGCCAUAGUCGUAUCAAUGAGGCAUUCGCUAAAAUGAUUGAUGACGUUCGCUGUGAAGAUACUGCGUGUCAUCGAGCUGCUGCGACAUCGUUGUCGUCGUCGAUGUCGUCAUCUUCGAUCUGUGAUCCUGUUCAACUUCCCGACAACGUUAUCAUUCUAGCCGACACUCAUACCUGGAGUGUUCAAGUGGCAUCGAACGAAGGAUGGGGAGAGGUAUUUUCACCAUCGGAAGCUGUGGUUUCUAUGUUGGAGCAGUUUUGUGACCUUUAUCGUGUUGGGUACGCUCCUAAACUGUUGAUAAGCUUCUUGGAGGAUUCCCUAUCGGAUGUAUUGAGCAAGAGUCUAAGUUUAGUCGAAAUUGUCUCACGGAGCUCGCCGUCUUCACAAGGCACAUUGUCCCCGGAGCGUGUUCGUGCCAUAGUGGACUGCGAUCACUCUGAUCUUCGUCUAAUUUUAAAUGUAGCAUCUGUCUAUUGGCCCGCAGUGCUAGCUUCGGUGGCUUAG
This is a messenger RNA of Angiostrongylus costaricensis, 1173 nucleotides long. The record is from the annotation of a GenBank genome assembly. NCBI's taxonomy places the organism in Eukaryota, Metazoa, Nematoda, Chromadorea, Rhabditida, Metastrongylidae.